This is a messenger RNA of Purpureocillium lilacinum, 726 nucleotides long. RefSeq lists its product as uncharacterized. The record is from RefSeq and is a predicted model, not a curated record. Lineage: Eukaryota; Fungi; Ascomycota; Sordariomycetes; Hypocreales; Ophiocordycipitaceae.
AUGCCGACGUCACGACCAAUCACCUCUUUCAAGUGCCUCACCUUUGACUGCUACGGCACACUCGUCGACUGGGAGGGCGGCAUCUACAAGUCCCUGUCGCCGCUCGUGCAGCAGCUGCCUGAAUCCCAUCCUCUGCGGAAUGACCGCGCUGCCGUGCUCAAGGCCUUUGUGCGUAACGAGGGCAUCGUCCAGCGCGAGCGCCCGGACGCACUGUACUCGUCUGUUCUAAGCGAUGCAUAUGGCCGCUUAGCCGAGGAACUCGGCGUCAAGUCCAACAAGGAGAACCAGGACGCAUUCGGCAAUGGCGUGGGUGACUGGCCCGCGUACCCAGACAGCGUCGAGGCGCUGCAGCGCCUGAAGCGGCACUACAAGCUUGUCAUCCUCUCCAACGUGGACCGCGAGUCGUUCUCGCGGACACUCAGCCAGCAGCUGGCCGGGGUGGACUUUGACGCUGUGUACACGGCGCAGGAGAUUGGCUCGUACAAGCCUGAUCUGCGCAACUUUGAGUACCUGAUCAAGCAUUGCGAGGAGGACCUGGGCGUCAAGAAGGAGGACAUCAUCCACACGGCGCAGGCGCUGCACCACGACCAUGUGCCGGCCAAGCAGUCGGGGCUCGACAGCGCGUGGAUCGACCGCGGCGUAGAGAUCAAGAGCGUGAUGGGAGGUGAGCUCAAGGACUACAAGGACAAGGUGGACUUUACGUGGCAUUUCCGGAGCAUGGUCUAA